GAAGGCGCUGCUGCACAUGGUCACACGGAGCUGCUCAAGUGGCUGCACACUCGAGGUUUAUCUUCCCCUGUUGCUCUGCAUCGAGCUGCUGCAAAUGGCCAUCUUGAAAUCGUGCAAUGGCUGCACGAACACACCAACGCUGAUUCAUCACGUGCAAUGUCGGAUGCUGCCAGUAAUGUGCAUUUCGAAGUGGUGCAAUGGCUGUUUCACAACCUCAACAAUACGAGUACCGACAAGUCAUCCGCGAUGGAGACGGCCUCGGGGGGCCGCCCAGAAGUAAUAAAGUGGUUGCAUGAACACCAAACGGAUGGGAACCCGGGGACAGCAUUGGAUCCCGCAAAUAGCCACCUCCAAGUCCUGCAGUGGUUGCAUAACCACCGCCGAGAAGAAGGAUGUACACCACGCGCAAUGAAUCGGGCUGUGAAAAAUGGGCACCUGGACGUUGUGAAAUGGCUACAUGAAAAUCUAUCUGCAAGUUGCAGCGAUUCGGCCAUGCGUAAGGCAGCCGCUAAUGGGCAUUUGGAAGUGGUCAAGUGUCUAAAUGAGAAC
This is a messenger RNA of Phytophthora sojae, 549 nucleotides long. RefSeq lists its product as hypothetical. Gene Ontology annotation, molecular function: protein binding. The record is from RefSeq and is a predicted model, not a curated record. The transcript has 2 exons. The annotation marks the transcript as partial. NCBI's taxonomy places the organism in Eukaryota, Oomycota, Peronosporomycetes, Peronosporales, Peronosporaceae.